Messenger RNA from Chironomus riparius, 2220 nucleotides. The record is from the annotation of a GenBank genome assembly. Lineage: Eukaryota; Metazoa; Arthropoda; Insecta; Diptera; Chironomidae.
ACGUGCAACCUUUCAAGUUUGUUUUUAUCUUGCGUGGAUUUUUUGUUUGAAAAUUUAAUUAAUUGAGGAAGUUCCUUUGCCUUUUAAAGGUUUUAUUGAGAUGAAAAAAUACCACAUCAUCGGAUAUGUAUUAGCAUUAGUCAUUUCUUCUACACAACAAGUUUUUGGUAAUGAUUUUAAGGGAUUUGAUGAUAAUAUUUUAUUUUCAUUAAAUUUUCCUGGAAAUAAUUUUUUAUUAACAAAUGAAGAGGAAUCGACUUUGGUGACUACACAUAUAAAUGAAAAAUAUCAAUGUCAUUUACCAAAAUUAGCAAACAAAAAUGGUGAAUUAGAGAAAACUACAUUGGAAACAUCAGUUUUAGAUUAUUUAGAACCUUUGUUUAAAGGCGAUGUCUGUUCCUAUAGAAUCGAAUCAUAUUGGACUUAUGAAAUAUGCCAUGGAAAUUACAUUAAACAGUAUCAUGAAGAGCGUGAUGGAAAGACAACAAAGCUUCAGGAAUAUUAUCUAGGUAAAUGGAAUAAAUUGUUGACUGAGGAGUUAAGGAAAAAAUUGGAAGCGAAUAGAGAUGAAAAAUUAAAAUACAAAAAAAUUGAUGGCUUAAAUUUACCAUAUUUUGAAGUUGAGAUGAUUGAUGGUACUCUCUGUGAUUUAAAUAAUGAACCGAGAAUCACAAGAGUUCUGUAUGUCUGUUAUGCACACGGUAAAAAUGAAAUAUAUUCAUUAAAAGAAACAUCAACUUGCAACUAUGAGAUUGUUGUCUUGACUCCUACAUUAUGCCUUCAUCCCAAAUAUAAGAUCCAGGAAACGACUGAAAAUGCUAUUAAUUGUAUCCCGCUCGAGAAUUCCCCGAAGAAACCUAAAAGUCUUUUGGGAAUGGAAGUUGAAAGUAUGAAGCUUCGCUAUCAAAAAUUGAUGGAUGUAAAUAAGGGUCUUAAAGAAGCUAUAGCAGUGUUUAAGUUAGACUCAAAGGAUGGAAAGCUCACAAUGGAGCUCGUUGAAGAUGUAAGUGCUAAACAAAUUGAAGACAUUUUUGGAAAGAUUGAGAGUGGAGAAAAGACAAAAAAGCCAUAUUCUCAAUUUUCUACAACGCCAGAAGACACAUCAAUAGUCGAAAGUUUCUUGUCAGGUAAAACAUGCUUAACUGGAGGAACUGGUUGGUGGAAAUAUGAAUUUUGUUAUGGAAAAUAUGUUAAACAAUAUCAUGUUGACAAAUUUGGUGGAAAAACCACAAUUAUGUUGGGAACGUUUGAUGAAAGCAUGCAUCAAGAUUUUCUCAACACACAUCCAGAAAAAAGACCAAAAGCAAAGACUCAAAGAAAGCAAAUUACAAACUUAUAUUCAAAAGGUAGUGUCUGUGAUAAGACUGGAAAAUUCAGACAAGUUGAAGUUAUAUUAAAAUGUUUGGAAAACUCACAAUCAGCAUCACAGGUCUCACUAUACUUGUUGGAACCAACAGUUUGUAAUUAUGUAUUGGGAGUGGAAAGCCCACUUGUAUGCAAAAUCAUUGAUAAAGUAGGUGAUGAUGGAUUAAUGCCAAAGAAUAAUGAACGCAGCGAUAAAUCGGAGGAAAAAAUUACAGAAGGAGUAGUAAUAGAUGAUGAAAAUAAUAUUCACUUUCAAAAUAAUUAAAAAGCUAGAAAUUUAAAAAGUGAUAAUUUAUUGAUGUUAUUUUGGUUAUUUUUAAAAAUAAAGUAAUUAAGUCAUAAAUAUUUUUUGCAAUUUUUUGAUUUUAUUUCUCAUCUGCAAUUUCAGCUGUUACUUUCGUAAAUAGUUGAUUCCAACUCCAAACAUCGUCUUUUUCUUCUAUAUCACUCUCAUUUUCAAGAACUUCAAGUAAAAUUGUCAAGUCAACUUUAUCAUCAAAACUAAUGCUGCUGCUUUUUAAAAUCUCAACAUUCAGUUCCUUCUUAUAAGCGCUUUUAUUCUGAACCGGCUCAUUAAUUUUUUCAUCCAUUUCAACAUCAUCGAUUUCGGGGAUUUCAAUUUCAUUAGUGUUAUCCAAUGAAUUUAGGAACCGAUCUUUUUCUAUAUUUUCAAAAACAUUUUUCUUACUAGACGAUUUCUUAAAUUCAUCCAUCCAUCCUUGUUUCUUCGGUGAGGUUGCAGACAUCUUCUAAUGUUUAAUUUUAAGUAAUUAAUCGUAUGUUUCUCAUCAAUUUUAUUAAUGUUAUAAUUCUAUGUUGCUUAGCAACAUAGUUGUUUGCAAACAAAUAUCAAAU